AUGUCCAGGGUGCCAGAGAUCAAGAGAACAACAGCACACUUUUACAGCCAAGACAAAAGGGAUAAAGAUAACGAAAAUAAUAAUAAGCCGCGUUGGUGGGAGAGGAGAAAUGAAUCCUUCUCUCUCUUUAAAUGGUCCGGGAGACAGGUAAAAAAAAAAAGGGUGUCCACCACCAUGAUAUCAGCAAUCUUCACCGGCACGCCAUCAAAAUCACUCAAAGAGUCUGAGCGCGAGGGUACAAUCGUCACGAAUAUCGAUAACAAGUAG
Acaulospora morrowiae is the source of this 267-nucleotide messenger RNA. The record is from the annotation of a GenBank genome assembly. NCBI's taxonomy places the organism in Eukaryota, Fungi, Glomeromycota, Glomeromycetes, Diversisporales, Acaulosporaceae.